This is a messenger RNA of Cynocephalus volans (Philippine flying lemur), 1415 nucleotides long. It is a transcript of the gene MRPS30, whose product is annotated as mitochondrial ribosomal protein S30. NCBI's taxonomy places the organism in Eukaryota, Metazoa, Chordata, Mammalia, Dermoptera, Cynocephalidae. Gene Ontology annotation, molecular function: structural constituent of ribosome. Gene Ontology annotation, biological process: translation. The transcript has 5 exons. The record is from RefSeq and is a predicted model, not a curated record. Gene Ontology annotation, cellular component: mitochondrial large ribosomal subunit; ribosome; mitochondrion. Bases 20 to 1321 code for a protein of 433 amino acids.
UCCGGAAACGCGGGCGAAGAUGGCGGCGGCCAGGUGUUGGAGGCCUGUGCUCCGCUGUCGGGGGCUGUCAUUGCACACGGCUGCCGAGACCGCCGCCACGGCUCCAGAAACGAUCGGCCCAGAUGUCGCGGCGACACUAGUCGCGCGGUUCCCUCCGAUUGUGGCCUCCCUGACUGCCGACAGCAAGGCGGCGCGGCAGCGGCGGGUGGAACGCUGGCAGGCGACGGUGCAUGCGGCCGAGUCAGUGGACGAGAAGCUGCGAAUCCUCACCAAGAUGCAGUUCAUGAAGUACGUGGUUUACCCACAGACCUUCUCCUUGAACGCCGACCGCUGGUACCAGGGCUUCACCAAGACCGUGUUCCUGUCGGGUCUGCCGCCCCCGCCUGCGGAGCCCGGGCCCGCGCCGGCGCCGGACCUAGAGGCCCUGCGCGCCUCCGUGUGUGACUUCCUCCUGCAGGAGCACUUCUACCUGAAGCGCAAGCGCCGCGCACCCCUCUACCAAGAGAACGAGGCCGUCGCAUCGCCCUUCUUGGAUCAGCUGGUGGCCGCCCUCAUAGGCCUGCUUGGUCCACAUAACCCGGCCCUGGCUGCAGCCGUCCUCGAUUGUAAACGCCCAGUUCACUUUUACUGGUUGCGUGGUGAAGAAAUUAUUUCUAAGGGUCAUCGAAAAGGUCGAGUUGAUGCUUUGCGAUACCAAAUAAAUGAUAAACCACACAACCAGAUUCGAAUAUCCAAGCAACUCCCAGAGUUCGUGCCGUUGGAUUAUUCUGUUCCUAUAGAAAUCCCUGUUAUGAAAUGUAAACCAGACAAACUUCCAUUAUUCAAACGGCAAUAUGAAAACACCAUAUUUGUUGGCUCAAAAACAGCAGAUCCAUGCUGUUACGGUCACACCCAGUUUCAUCUAUUACCUGACAAAUUAAAAAGGGAAAGACUUUUGAAAAAAAACUGUGCUGAUCAAAUAGAAGUUGUUUUUAGAGCUAAUGCUAUUGCAAGCCUUUUUGCUUGGACUGGAGCACAAGCUAUGUAUCAAGGAUUCUGGAGUGAAGCAGAUGUUACCCGACCUUUUGUCUCCCAGGGUGUGAUAACGGAUGGAAAAUACUUUUCCUUUUUCUGCUACCAGUUAAAUACAUUGGCACUGACUACACAAGCUGAUCAAAAUAACCCUCGUAAAAAUAUAUGUUGGGGGACACAAAGUAUGCCUCUUUAUGAAACAAUUGAGGACAAUGACGUGAAAGGUUUUAAUGACGAUGUUCUUCUUCAGAUAGUUCACUUUCUGCUAAAUAGACCAAAGGAGGACAAAGCACAGCUGUUGGAAAACUAAGAAAAAAUAGUUUUGAUUCAGGACUUUGGAAUAUUUGAAUUUCACUGAAGGAACAAUAAAAGGGAUUUUAAUGAUGACAGUGUCAGAUAUUAAA